AUGUCGAAGGCGAGAGUAGUCUUUUCAUACCAUAUUGUUGGCGGCCCUGGCCCAGCACCGCAUGUCAACGCAACAAGUUUGGCACUAAAACUCCACCGCCUAUCUUGGCCCCUUCAUCUGGUGCCCAUACAAAUCUGCGCUGUAAAUCAAACGAAGCGUAGUGGGGGGUUGCCCAGUGGGUUGCCAAUCCCACUGGACAAGGAAAACCUGAAAUUUUGGCUACUAUAUAGGCAUCUAAAUUCAAAUUUUCGGGAAGCCUUUUGGGUGUUUUCGAGGGGUGAAUCAUGUGCUGAACAAGGCAUACCUCGGGAGACCCUUCUAGAGAAGGGUGUGAAAAACUUCUGGCUAGGAACGGCCCGAACGGCUACCAACGCUCGCCUAGCGCUACACCUCGAGGACAGGUCUGGUGCUAUUCUCUUCACCUUAUCUAAUUUCCGUAUUAGCACUACAACUUCAAUGGAGCUUCCUCUUCGACUUCGAAAUCAACCAGAACCUCCCUCACUACCCAUCCUCAACACCACAACCACACGGCCACCUUCUGAAGGGCAAGUUCAUGCUAAGAAUCUACUGGCCCAGGACCCUGGCUACUUUCCGAUGCAAAAGACGUCUUCGUUCUCGCUCAACCUCUUCCUUGACGAACUCCCAGCUUUCGAGAGCGUGUGUAGUUGCGUGCCGCACGCCUGGGACUUCGUCGCCGAACGUUCCUACCACUGGGCUGUCACCUCCAUCUCCACCACCAUCCAAAACGCAGUCCACGUCCAUACCAUCGCCCGAGACCCUCAAGUCCCAGAACAAGGGCAAUGGGGACGCGGCUCCCUUCCUCCAAUACUCCCCCCCUCCCUCCGCCCUUCGGUACUUCAAUACAACAUUUGUGAUUUCGCUUGCCUCACCAUGGCGCUCAUUCUCGACAAAGCCGUUAAGGGGAUUAAUGUGGCACUAGAUAUCAGGUAUGAUGGGCAAGUGCUUUACCACUAUAUACACUCUGUAAUCCUAAUCAUUGGGAUCCACGGACACUAUAUAAUUGACCUCACCCGCCACCAGUUUGGCUUCCCUGCCGUGAAGUCAGCAAUACGAUACGUUACAAUCACGUGCAUUGUAGAGUUGUAUACAGUAAUCACGGGUCACGUGCCCGGGUCACGUGCCGAGGGUCUAGUCGCCCGUGUAAUUUUUGGUAGCUUGGGGGCCCAGAUUUGUAUGGGAAAAUCCACCUUCUCCUAA
Messenger RNA from Lindgomyces ingoldianus, 1218 nucleotides. RefSeq lists its product as uncharacterized. The record is from RefSeq and is a predicted model, not a curated record. Lineage: Eukaryota; Fungi; Ascomycota; Dothideomycetes; Pleosporales; Lindgomycetaceae. Bases 1 to 1218 code for a protein of 405 amino acids. The transcript has 10 exons.